This is a messenger RNA of Anopheles funestus (African malaria mosquito), 10323 nucleotides long. RefSeq names its product odorant receptor Or1-like. Gene Ontology annotation, cellular component: plasma membrane. Gene Ontology annotation, biological process: sensory perception of smell; detection of chemical stimulus involved in sensory perception of smell. The record is from RefSeq and is a predicted model, not a curated record. Gene Ontology annotation, molecular function: olfactory receptor activity; odorant binding. The transcript has 8 exons. Bases 4894 to 6171 code for a protein of 425 amino acids. NCBI's taxonomy places the organism in Eukaryota, Metazoa, Arthropoda, Insecta, Diptera, Culicidae.
ACUCAGCUCUAUUUAUUCGUUCCACAACCUUUAAAUUUUGUUUGUGUUCUUAAGCCACCAGCAUGAUAUCAAGCUGAAACGACGAUACAUAAAACUUCAUUGUUUCAUUGUUUGUUCUCGUUGGCCUACGGGUUGUUCGAUUCGUUUACCUAUCAAAAGGAAAAAACAAUUUUAAAAGUAAACCGCAACUAUCGUGUUUCCUAUUUUUUAGUGCAAGUAUGUAUGGUUUUUUCCCUAUCACAACUAUGCUAUGUAUUAUGCUAGUGCAGCUAUCACCUUCGUGUGUCGCUGUGCAUUUUGUUGGGAACGCUUGGUCGAUACUGUAUGUCAAACCUGCUGCCUAUUGCUUCGCUUGCUGUCUUAUCAAUGACACACAAUGAUAAGCGAAGGGGUAAAAGAUUUUUAAUGUUUUCUAUUACCACCUAGCUUGCCUGUCUUGCCGCGUGUUUGUUACUACGUAGAAACAAUCCACAAUGACCCCAUCUCCCUCAAACGACGUCAGUUCGAAAGUCGUUUAGUUGCGUUUUCUGUUCCACAAUAGGGGGGAGGGCAUCGUUCUAUUGCGCGCUGUCGGACAAUUGGCUACGGCAAUACAUUAUUAGCACAAUAAAGGAAACAUAAUCUCACUCGAUCGUUGGCGAGCAGUAUUUAAAUCGAGUUUCACUGCAUCUCGUUUGCAUCCUUUACGCAAGCGCCCCCGUUGCCGCUGAAUGCUGCUGAACCGUAUCGCGUCCCGAAUCGGGGAUCCAUUGUUUUGCUGUGGAGCAUCUCUGCCCUUCCCAUUGUGUAUGUGGCGUACCGGGGAGGGCCAUUGUUGUAUGUGUACUCGGUGAGUGGGAUGGCGAGAAACCGUCUGCCAUUUCUCAAGAGGCGUCUUUUAAACGGGCCGGCCGAACGAUUAGUGUGGGCGGUUUGAUUGUUUUUGCUUUGAUUUUUGCCUCCAUUUGCCUUUCACCUCUCACAUGUUUAUUUUGGGGGUGGGGGUUGUUUGUGGCAUAGAUAUCGCACUCAAACAAACUUUUCAUACACAAUUAGGCAAAGUAGGUACUGAAUAUGCGAGCUAUUACUAUCCAACUAUUUGAAUGGAUUUUCAAUGGUUCGGGGCCACUUAGUAGACCAAAAUAGCCCCAAAAAUAAUAUUUAUAUUAAAGAAUGGCUGGUAAACAAAUAAAAAAGUAUUGAAUAAAACAUUCUUUUUGUUUAUUUUUAUAAAAUUUUAGGAUUUAACUUAUUUUAUUCGUUCUGUGAAAUUUUAGUGAUAGUUUUCCUGUGGAUUCUUGGCUGCAAAACAGAACAAUAUUUUUAUUAAACAUUUGGUUUGCUAAAGUACUAAAAAAAUUUAAACAAUGUUUGAAAAAUAGUUUCCUUUAACAUUUGUGGAAAUUGUAAUCGAAUUAGUGAUGGGCGGGUCGACCCAAACUUACCGGAUCGGAACCAUCCAUAAGCGACCCGAACCGGUUCGGUAGGUGCAAGCUACCAUAAGCGACUCCUAGCAUUCGGUGCAGCGAGUUCGGGUCGGACUGGAGUCGAAAUGGGUUCAGUAGGUUCAGUAGGUGCAACGAUUCCGGUACGUUCAAGCUGCCAUAAGCGACUCCGGCCCGUUGGUGCAGAGAGUUCGGGUCGGUCUCGGGUCAAAGUAGAUUCAGUAGGUUCAGUAGGUGUAACGAUUCCGGUAGGUGCAAAAUGUCAUAAGAGAGUGCGACCCGUUGAACUAGCAUGGAAUAGUUGUACAUUUCCCCCUACUCCCACUUUUGCAUUACAUUUCCGUUCUAAUUAAAAAACCACAUCACGAGAGCACCCCCCUCCCCAUUUAAUCGAUUCAUUUUCAUUUUCCAUUAGGACAAUUAACAUACCAGUUCCGUUCCGUUCUUUUUGAAAAACAAUCCAGCUCCGUUCCUUUCCAAUUUUGUCCAAUUUUCCCAUCACUACAAGCUACCAUAAGCGACUUCAACCCGUUGCUGCAGAGAGUCAGAGUCGAUUCCGAUUCUGCUGCAUCCGACUCUUGGUCGAGCCAUGCAAUGAAUCGUAUGACCGACCACUAGUUCGAACCUAUGCUGUGUGUGUGUUUUUUGGCUGAUAACGAUCUUUAUUUGAAGAAUUUUCAAUUUACAUCUUUGCAUCUUGUAAUUUCAAUCGCACUACAAUUUUUGUCUUAUUUCGAUACUAAAAUAAAGGCAACUGUUUUCGAUUAAUAUUCCGCCCCAACAUUUACGCUUAUCAAUUUAAUCGCUCCGAACGAGAAGGGCUGAUAGUUUGCCCUUUUUGGUAAUGUUCCUCCAAUAGUCUAUUGUUUUCUAACUGCUGGGUCUCGUCACGUCGCAUUGUAUAUGAGGUAUUAAAAGCAUAUCGAGUCAAACGGUGUACUUCACCGUCAUUUAGAGCAAUGAACCAUGGGCGUCCGUCACGAUUUCGGUACCGAAUAAUUUCAUCGAAUUGGUAGGAGGUCAUUUCCAUCCCGUCCAGGUGUGGAAGAGAGAAAGACAGGGAGACUUAUGCUCGAAGACGACGGGUGAAAGAGGCCCACGAUGCCAAAUCACGGUCAACGGCGAAUCGUAAAGUCAUUAUACGGCCAUGGUAUGGGAAGAGCUUGAUGUGGCGGAUCCCUUCGCGCUUCUAAUCGAUACUUUCAUGGACGACGAUGCAGCAAAAAUGAGCUAUUGUUUGAUGUGUUUGAACUUCGAAUCCAGGGUGAUAUGUGACGCACUGUACAGCAAAGAAAAUGAUAUCUUCAGAUGCUUUUAGAAACAUUAUUUUACCUAAAUGAUUGUAAUAAAAAGAAUACAUAAAAGUAGUCGCUAUAAUGCUUGAAAUAAUCCGUUAAACCGUUAAAGUGAUCAAAAAUUUCCUUUUUGCAUUGGUCGCGCGAUAAGUAGAGGGGAAACCACGGUUUGCCAACUUAUACGGUGGCACGUUGCCAAUAAACGUUUGAAAAGAGUUCACACCUUUUUUUGUUGUUGCCUUACCCUGCGGGCUUUGACCGCGACUUGCAACGCGACGACAUCUCGACCACCGUUUCACCUUUUCCAGCGGUUCGUCGUGACUGGCGCACCGGCGACCAGACAGAUCGCCAGCGGAUUGCGGCCGCCGAUGAAACGAGGGUGAAAAUCCGAACGAAAGGUUUAAACCACACACCGCACGAAACCAAUCUAUUUUGGACCAGUUUCGGUUCGGCGAAAGGAUUGCAGCGGCCGCCCGAUAGUUCAUCCUCCCGGCACCUUUACCCCGUUGGUUUGGCUAGUGAAUGUGGGGAUUGGCCAUCGUAACGAAUCCGGUUUGGUUGGUUUUCGGAUCGCAUUGAACAGCCAUCGUGCCGCGGUAGUGUGGCCCUGCUGUGCAUCAUCAUGGACCGGCGUAGAUUCGAAAGGCACGAGCGACAUGGAUUGCUGCUGCUCUCCGACGGUGCGGUGUGUGUUGGCGGUUUGAGGGACCAUGCAGGUUGGAAGCCGUUCGCGCUUCGAUUUGGCUUUUUUUUUCUCUCUCUCGAGAUUUGGCUUGAACACCACCAAUCACCACCGGCAAGAAAGGAUGAUGGGUGCUUACGAUCGCCCAUCACGGAUUGUAUUGAGGACAUUGGGUGAUACUUUAGCGAUUAGCGACAGCAAGAGUAGGGGCCGUAAAGCCAAAGAAAUGUCUAACGAUCGUGCAGUGCAUGUUUCGGAUUGGGCAUCGGUUUCUAUAAUGGAACGGUCAGGAGUGACUGCAACAGUGAUUUGAUUUGUUGCAACGUUAUGAAGCGAGUUUGAAAGUACAAGAACUGUGCAGUCAGAUUAGAUAGAGUAGUAUACACCAUUGAGCUGAAGGAAAAAAAAGAAACAGUUCAGUGACCGGAUCGGUGGUUCGAGUUUGAGCAAACAUUUUCUUUUCGUUGUUUUGUCGACAAAUUACGGGGUGGGGGUGGGUUGAAGGGUUCGAUGUAACAACAGCUGCACUAUUUAUUAUUUCCUUAUCAAUCAAAUACAACGAGCGAAUUGAUAACGGAUUGGGGAGGAAAGAAAGGUGAGUUUGCUCUUUUCAAGUGGAAUAUGUAACUAUUGAUAAAUUUCCGUGAUCCAUAGCGAAUUUUGUUGAUGGAAGUUCGUUUUAUCAAUAAUUUUGUUGUAAUACAAAAAAUAAUAGAUUAUUAUCGGUUUGAUAAAACAAUCGUAAAUAUGUUAUAAGUAGUAAGAAAUAAUUUUCAUUUGAAAUAUAUGCGCAAAAUCAUCUAUUUUUUCUACAUUCUUGUGUUUUUAAGUUUAAAUAGAAAUUAAUUUGAAUUUUCUAUUCUUAUAUUUAAUAUUUUUUCAUGUUCUUCUUUGUUGAAGAACAAAGGCCGUGAACAUUUUUUCUUAAAUUGAUAUGAUUUAUUUUAUCUUAUGUUUUAAGUCUACACAUUCGACAAUAUUGGAAAAAUUUAAUUUUUAUUGAAAGGUAAAAAAUCGAUCAUUUCUCGUCUAUCCAGCUCAAUAUCAACAUAUUUAUUCCAGGCACAAUAAUGCUUAACAUGGAUAUAACAAGUAUUUUGUAGCUAAUGAGCAAAAACUUCAGAACAUGUUAAACGACCAAAAAACCAUUUAAUUUAAUGACGUGGUCAUAAAAGCUUAUUGAUCUACAGCGCUUCUAGUGAGUAGUUAGUGAGAUAUAUGACAAGAAAUCAUGGAAAUCAAAUGGGGUUGGAUGGUCAAGUGAUACAAAAAAAAAUAUUGAAAUUUACAUCAAUUGAAUUAAAUAUUACCAUGAAAUAUUCAACAUAAUCGUCACGGGUUAGCUACACCUUGUGCAGCUAAGUUCAAUAUCGCAUUAUAAAGUAUUCAGUGUAAAUUAGGUGACCAAUAGAUCAAACGGAUCGAUGCACCGAUUGAACUGAGUGUUAGUUCUUUGAGGACAUUUUCCGUUGCACUUCUCACGUGUAUCGACAUGGCAAAGUUUCUCUUUUGGAAGACGAAAGUGGACAAAAUCUUCAUCACGCGGGAAGAAAAGCUCAAAAAGCUGCUUCCUUCGCUGCGUAUGAUUUUUUUCAUCUUUGGGAUCUUCUGCGCCUGGCCUGAUGUGAACAUGGAAAAGAAUGCUCUCUGGUGGUAUCGUUUAAAGGGUAUUCUAUUCCGUAUCUUCUUUAUCUAUCUCGGCACCGCAUCGCAGAUCGUUUACAACUUCACCGUGACUACUCGUGAGGAACUUUUUGGCGGAAUGUUUGUACUCCUGACCCAACUGGUGUUGAUACUAAAGAUGGAAUUCUUCUACAAAAAUGUGUCCAAAAUACAAACGCUUGUCCGUAGGUUGGAGGGCGAGCUAUAUCUGCCUAGAAGUGGCGAAGAACUUGUACCACUGAAACGGGCGCGUAGAAAGACAACCAUUUGCUGGAUUCUGUACUUUAUCUUCUCCGAUGCUUUGGUUACAAAGUGGUUCGUACUAUCUUGCGUCUACACUAUCAUGUUAGUACCAGCGUGGCCCUUUGUAGAUGAAACCUCACCGUACUUUCUGUUUUUAAUGAUGAUCGCCUAUCAAUACUUUGCCCUGCUUUUCAAUUCUUCGUUUAACAUCGCGUGGGAUUCGCUGGUAAUAGCACUGCUUGCCCUAACGAAUGCUCACCUCCAUCGAUUGCAGAUACAGCUCAUGAAGGUAGGGCAUCGAAAAGUAAAGGAACAGAUCGAUAAUAAAAGCGUCAUGAUCGUGCAAACGGUAACUAAAGAAAAACAUUCUAAUGAUGAAAUUUUCAACGAACUCCUUCAAUGUAUCGUCUUUCAUCAGGAAGUCACUGGGUUGCUUCGAGACGUACUAAAAUUGUUCAGUGGACCAAUGCUGGCCCAACUAUGUUGCUCCGUACUGAUCCUAUGUAUUACUGAGUUCCGUCUGCUAACAGACGUAUCCACAACGGCAGAUACCAUAAAGGCGCUAUGUUACUUAAUAUGCAUUAUCAUACAGGUCGUGCAAUAUUGUUACUUUGGAAAUGAAAUUAACUAUAUGUCUAAAAAGGUACACCAAGCGACUGGAUUUAUGAACUACCCGGAUAUGGACAUCAAAACAAGAAAGCUGCUGAUAGCUUUCCAACAAUUAACCGCAAAAGGAAUACAGUGUAGUGCAAAAAAGGUUUUUACAAUCGAACUUAGUAUGGCAACCUUCGUGACGGUAAGCAGUAUUGAUGGUGACAUUAUGUUUAAUAUUUGUUUGAUUAUUUGUUUCUGUUUUAGAUUUUAAAAACAUCCUACUCAUAUCUGGCCGUUCUACGAUCGAUGACGGAUUAGAUACGAUUGGAUGAGCUGCGCUAAUGGCAUUCCAAUUACGAGAUUACAAAAACCUAAUACACUUUGCGCUUAUUGCAUGUAGUUUGAGAAAAAGAAAUGUAGUAAGUAGAAUGCUUGACUGGAAAACAUAUUCCAAAUAAAUAAUAUUAGCACCUUGCUGCUUGUGAUCGCACGCCGAAGCAAAAUUGAUGAGUUCUGUUUCUUAUUAAAAAAUGUCGUUUGACCAUGUGUAGGUUGUAAAAGGUGAAAAUGUAGGUAUUCAAACUCUUCUCAAUACCAUAGGGAGGUCUAAAUAUCGAUUAAACUUAAAACGUACCGAGUCUGUUGCGCCAUUGCUAAAUGGACAUCUACUCAUUUGAAUACAUUUACUUAGCGGUGCAAAUUUCGUGCAUGGCAGUUUCGUAACACUGCAAUUACGUCCCCUCAGCCCGUGAGAUUAGGGAAAAUAGCAGACCCGAAAGAGAGAUUGUAUGCGCAACUAGAAACUGCAACCAUGGUGCGUAUUAUCUCUCCGGGAAGCGUUUGUACUUCGGAUGGAAAAGCUGCAUACAUGCAGCACUCUGCUCACACUCAUACAUGCACCGUCACAGACGCUGACCCGGUUUGUCAAUCCCGCACCCCCUAUGUUUUCACUCCCCCACCCCCCAACGGGGGUUGGGGUGGGAGAGUGGUAAUGAGCGUCCGUAAUUUUGCACCACAAUUGCAAUCGCCUCCUAAUUCGCCAACCAAAUCGGAUGUUUGUGUAUACGUGUGAUCGCGAAAAAGAGUGGCUGGUUUUUCGUGGGUUUUUCGAAAGAAGAAAAUAACGCCAACAUGAGGGAGGGCCACAAUCGACAAAACCCAAGGCAAGAGGGGGCACGGUUGGUUGAGUGGUUAGACAGGACCGUUUGCGAUAAAUUAACUUGAUUGCGGUAGGUACUGGAUUGCACACUCACCCACCGUAGCCGCCAGAUGGUCGAUAAGCGCACCGCCGACUGACGAUCCCAUUUACCCGAUGGCUGUUGCGCGCAUGGAAAGUGAAAUUAUUCAGCUUCUCAAAAAUUGCCAAAUGCCGACCGAAUCGGAAACGGAAACCGAACCGGUCGCGGCGAAAGGGCUUUCCGAUCGCGUAGUGGGUGUCGGAUUCAGACCUUCCGUCCGAUUGCGGUCAGCUUUCCAAAGGGCCGUUGACAUGGAAAGCUUUACCGCAGCUUUACACAGCCUGUGAUGAGGAUAUAUAAAACGGCAACAAGUCGUGAAUGUGAGUGGAGAAAGCAACACAGAUUGCAUAACAUAAUAUCUAAUGCAUUUCAUGAGCCAGUUCACUAUGUUUGAAUGUAGCUUUACAGGGUUUUGACAUUGUUUUUUUUUUCUAAUUUAGUUUUUUUGGGAAUGUUAAGUAUUUGUAUAUUUUAAUUGUAAUAAACAAUUUUGUGCUUUUUUCACUUCUGUAAACUGCUGUGUUUCGUUUUAGUUUCAAUUUUUAUCACUAAUGAUUUAUUCAUUUAUGAUAUUUUGUAUAUGUUUUAUUCCUUUUCUAAUUUAAAUUAGAGAAUUUAAUUUUUUUAUUUAUUAGUAUUUUCUUUUAUUUUUUUUAGUUGGUUACAACAAUUUACAAACAUUAAUAAUUUUCUGCUUAUCUAAGUUUUUUUGUACUAAACAAAGCUUUUUUAAAGUUUUUUUUAUAUGUUAGCUUGUUCCACCAACUCUAUUAGUUUAAAAUGGUAGUGUAAAGAUUCAAUACGAGAUAUAAAAAUCAUAAAUUACACAAACGUUCUAACCGUUUCUUAAAGUUGAAGAUAUUUAAACAACCAUAAACAAUACAUUUAAAUUUCAUAAUUUUCGAUAGACAAGUUGUCUAAUUAAAAUAAAAAGAAAUAAAAUAGCUAUGUUUGGAAAGGUGUACGUGCCUUAACUGAAGCCCGAUUUUUGUGCAUACUUAUCGAACAUUUAUAAUGUAUGAAGCAAAAAAGAAAUAGUCGACGAAUAAACCAUUUUGUUUUGAAGUGUAUGUGUAUCAAUCACAGGUCUACAAGUGUUUUAUAUAACCACAAAUCCACAUCAGGAUCAAUCCGCAUUGCCAACCGAUUACGGCGUGAUAAUAGUUGACUGCUGUCGUGUCUCAGAACAAUGAAAAAAAAAGGCUGCGGUACAAGUAAAUAAUCUGUCCCAACGACGUACGGGUCGCGAACGUGACCCAUGUUGUAUGAUGAUGCGGUGGUGUACGCGGGAGUCGAUUUGCUCGAGUUGCAUGCUAGUCCGGCAUGUGCUUAUCGAACUUAUCGCCAUUUUUCUAUACAUUGUUAUGCCGCACGAUCAGUGAUAAUCGCGGAUCGCUAGGGGGGAUAUAUGCACGUUCCUCGGACGAUCACAGCCAGUUGGAAUAGAGGACGGGAUAGAAUGCAGAAAUAGUUUUAUUUAAUGAUAUAAACACACAAUAGUGGCGAUUCAAUACCGACUUGAUACCGACUUGUAGGGUAUUUACUGUGCAAUGGAUGCUGCUGGCGUUUGAAAAUUAAACAAAAUAACAUGCAAUAGUUGUUAUUACCAGCUAAUAAAAAUAUAAUAAAUUAAUAAAUUUCAAUAUUGUUUGACGACCUAAUAAAUAAUGUUUAAAAAUAUGUUUACUAACACCAUCAUAUACCUCAGCUGUGGUACAGUUUAAUUAUUAAAGAUGCGCUUGGAAUAAAAUAUAUAAACACAGGAACACAACAUAACUAACCAUAUGAUGAAGAGAAUCAGACCCUAAACAUUAAACGAAUUUUAAAAACAAAACAACAGACUAGACAGCAAAGCCACAUAGAAUGCACCAUGCCCAGGAAGAUCAAAGCAAUUUCGGUGACGGGGAACGAACGAAAUAAAAAACCUGACACAUUAAUACGUUCAAAUGGUAGAGCAUAACAUACAUAAAACAUAGCUGGGAUACCGGCCCACAAAACUCGUCGCCAUGUUGUGAAUGUUGCAGUGGAACAACCAGUCAGUUGAUCAACCGUACAACCGAAGAACAAGCAAAAGGAAGCAAACAUAAAUAAAGGAGAACCGGAAAAUGUAAUCGUUUCCUUUGCAGCUGCUGCUACUUUUCCAUUUCGCUUUGUAUUGGUGUGGGUAUUGAUGUAUGUGUGUGUGUGUGUAAUGAGAUGCACUUUUUUUAGUUCUUAUGUCGAACUAGAAGAUUUUAAUCGGCUGCAUCCAACUGCACAGUUACACGCACAUUUACCACGGGGAAGAGAAGUAAUUGCAUUUACAGUGGGCAUAUGGUAAGCUUGAGUUAUCGAUCUUGUUUUUUGUGGUAGCUCAUUUAGUUUUAAGGACAUAUUUAAAAAAAAAGAAAUCUAUUCGUUGGACAGUCUUCUAUUAAAUAUUUAACGAACUGUGUCCUUAAGCAAAACAUAUUCAUUAAUUAAUUACGAAGAAUUUGAGCGUUACAAACGCGAGAGACGUAUUAAGACAGCUUUUUGUAAAUUCCUUUUGACAAUUCAAACAAGCUGAAACUGAGCCUUACAUCAGUAACUAAAUUUCAAACUAGUUUUAUUAGCUCUUUUUAGUAUAAUGCAUCUUCACAAAAACCAUGGUGAUUUUGUCGCAAAUAAUGAUUAAUAACCACAAAAAAAUAAAGAUAAUUAGAAAAUAAAUAAUAUGUCGUAUCUCGUACCUUAUGACUCAUAAACGAUUUAUUGUGCAUAUUCAACUACAUAAAAAUAAAGUUUUUUUUAAAUAUUUUUUUAAACUAGUUAUUCGUACUAAAGAAUUCAUUUUAAUAGUUUUAUUACCUAUGGAAUAAUGUAUAAUAUAACUAAUGAUAAAUUUGUUAACAUACAAGAUUUUGGCUAACUUAUUUGUGUUUCGUAAGGUCUGAAACCCCAAAAAGAAGUAAUUGCAAUAGAGUAUAAAUGAUUUUAUAAUGUCAUCUUUUAUUUUUAGUAAGAUAUAAUAUGUAAAACAAUGUCGAAUCAAUAAUUUAGUGGAAUAUUUGGAAUAACCCAUUUGCUUUUUGGUUUUAUUCUUGCUUACUAGUAUAGAAAACCGGGAAAAUAGUUUUCCCAUCGUAUCGUACACCCAUCGUAUCAUGCAUUCUUUCCACGAUAUCAAUUUCGAAGCUUAUAUUUAAAAUUCUAAAUUUGACAUU